UGGCCACGCCCCCUUGAAUGUUGGUUUAACUAAAGUUUGUCGGAGUCUCCGCAGCUCUUCGCGAUUAAUUUAACCUCGAAACCGGCGCAUUUCAGCUCUGUUUCAGCCACUCUCUCUGGAUUAUACUCUGAAGAUGGAAUAAGGAGCCAUCAUGGUGGUGAAUUCGGUGCACUGGUUUCGCAAGUGUCUACGGUUGCACGAUAAUCCGGCGCUGCAGGAGGCCCUGAAUGGAGCGGACACGGUGCGCUGUGUUUAUAUCCUGGACCCGUGGUUCGCUGGCGCCGCUAAUGUGGGAAUCAACCGAUGGAGGUUUCUGCUGGAGGCCCUGGAGGACCUGGACAACAGCCUGAAGAAGCUCAACUCCAGGCUGUUUGUAGUGCGAGGGCAGCCCACAGAGGUCUUCCCCAGGCUCUUCAAGGAGUGGAACGUGACCCGUCUGACGUUUGAGUACGACCCCGAGCCUUAUGGGAAGGAAAGAGACGGAGCCAUCAUCAAGAUGGCCCAAGAGUUCGGAGUUGAAGCCGUCAUCAGAAACUCGCACACCCUCUACAACCUGGACAGGAUCAUUGAGAUGAACAACAACAGUCCUCCUCUGACCUUUAAGCGUUUCCAGACCAUUGUGAGUCGACUGGAGUUGCCACGGAGACCGCUGCCUCCCAUCACCCGGCAACAGAUGGACAAAUGUCACACUCAGAUAGGCGAGAACCACGACCUGCUGUACAGCAUACCGUCACUGGAGGAACUCGGUUUCAGGACAGAGGAUUUAUCUCCAGCUGUGUGGCGAGGAGGAGAGUCGGAGGCCUUGGACAGACUCAAUAAACAUCUGGACAAAAAGGUGUGGGUGGCCAACCUGGAGCACCCCCGGGUGAACACCUGCUCCCUGUACGCCAGUCCUACAGGCCUCAGUCCUUACCUGCGCUUCGGCUGUCUGUCCUGUCGGGUUUUGUACUACAACCUCAGAGAGCUCUACAUGAAGCUCCGGAAGCGUUGUAGUCCUCCUCUGUCUCUGUUCGGGCAGCUCUUAUGGAGGGAAUUCUUCUACACGGCAGCAACAAACAACCCAAACUUCGACCGUAUGGAAGGAAAUCCCAUCUGUGUCCAGAUCCCGUGGGACCAGAACCCGGAGGCCCUGGCUAAAUGGGCCGAGGGUCGGACCGGGUUCCCCUGGAUCGAUGCCAUCAUGACCCAGCUGAGGCAGGAGGGUUGGAUCCACCACUUGGCCCGACACGCCGUGGCCUGUUUCCUGACCAGAGGAGACCUGUGGAUCAGCUGGGAGAGCGGCAUGAAGGUGUUCGAGGAGCUGCUGCUGGACGCCGACUGGAGCGUCAACGCCGGCAGCUGGAUGUGGUUGUCCUGCAGUGCCUUCUUCCAGCAGUUCUUCCACUGCUACUGUCCCGUCGGCUUUGGACGGAGAACCGACCCUUCAGGAGACUACAUCAGACGUUACAUCCCCAUCCUGAAGGAUUACCCAAACCGCUACAUCUACGAGCCCUGGAACGCCCCCGAGUCGCUACAGAAGGCGGCCAACUGCGUGGUGGGAGUGGACUACCCCAAACCCAUGAUCAACCACGCCGAGGGCAGCCGGCUGAACAUCGAGAGGAUGAAGCAGGUUUACCAGCAGCUGUCCCACUACAGAGGACUGAGUCUGCUGGCUUCAGUCCCGACGAUCCAGGAGGAGGCAGAGCCGCCGAUGACGGAUGAGUCUCAGACCAGCAGUGGACCUGACUCUCCUCCCAGAGAUGCUGCCGACGGUGAAGCCGCCGGCUGCUCCGUGGCUCCGGACUCCUCCACCGUCUGUUCGUUCUCCGUCCCGCCUCCAGACCUGGAGGACCGGCCUCCCUGCACCUCCUCCCUCCCUCGGCUUCCCUCCCCCAGGUCCAAACCCUCGUCUCCGUCCUCCACCUCGUCCCCGUCGCCCAGCCCGGCCUCCGUCGCCCAGAGGAGGAAGGGAAUCGCCCGCAAGGCGAGGCGCAGCCAGAGGCAGCGGGGGAGGCCCAGCUGCCCUCCUGCAGCCAGAGGGGAGGAGAUGGGGGAGGAGAGGAUGGAGGAGGAGGAGCAGCUGGAGGAGAAGAUGGAGGAAGAGGAGAAGAUGGAAGAGGAGGAGGAGGCGACGGGACAGCAGCAGUGAAGGCAGAUGGAGCGUUAAAGAACAAUCUGCAGACAUCCAUCCUGGACACACGAGGAACAGACGCUGUCCUGGAAACGUGGACGACAUGAAUACACACAGCAGCAGCACGCACACAACAGCACAACAACACAACAGCAACACAAUGUGGAAACGGUGCAAAAGCAUUUUACUCCGGAAAGAAGCGAAAACGCUCGAAGAAUGAUUGAAGUGUUUGAGCUCGGAGUGUUCUAGAUGAGUAAUCUUCUCUUACGCGCUUCCACACAUCCCAUAAUGAACAUGGCGACCAGACAGCAGCGUCUGUGUUUGUAAAAGGAAGCGCUGGUUUGUGUUUCUGUGGUUUUCUGAAGAUUUAACGAGAAGCUCUGACCUUCAGGCUGUGGAUGAAGACGGAACAAAUGGCUUCUUUAACUUUUCACCAUUUAAAUUAGUUUAGAAACACGGAUGAUUCCAGCGACACGAGGCGACGGCGACACUCUGGAGGUGUUUUGGUUUCACUUUGGGUGAAGCUCGUCCGUCUUCAUCGACAGCCUGAAGCUCGUUCUCAGACCAAAAACUGAUUCUUCUGUUUCAGCAGCAGCGGUAAAAAUGUAAAAUGCAGAGUUCAGACCUCAGGAUGUGACGGAGUUUUGGUUUGUUUUUGGUCGAUUCUAGAGAACGAAGCACCUUCAGCUGCUUUAACGUGUCCAGGACCAGCAGAGCCACAAAAAAACAGCAUUAGUCAUUUUAUCUCGCUAUAGAAGAGGAUUUAAACUGUAAUUUUUGGGCUAAAUGGCAAAAAAUGCCGCAAGAAAUCAAGCAGCCAAACAAGACUUUUUCCUGUUUAUCAUGACGUUAAUAUUUUAAAAUAAAAUGCACAAAAGUCAAAUUAUACUCCGAUAAAACGUGGCACCAGAUGAAGUUAUGCUGCUAAAUGCUACAUUUCUAUGGUUUUUGUUAAGAUGCUCCCUGAUUCAGAGGAGCUGAAGAAGAAAAAAAUCACUGAUUAUUUUUCCUUAUUUGUUUUUGAUUUAUUUUUCCUCGUGUCUCCAGCAGAAGCUCUGAUGACAAUCGAGGCUAAAAAGCUACAAAGACUCUAAAGCGUUCACAUUUUGAAAUUUAAAAUCUGUUUUUUGAAUAAUUAUCAAUUUUUUUUGGCGAUUGUUUAGUCCAAGUUAUGCCAAAAUGUUUUGCUGAGCUGAAGGUGACGACUUAGAUUUUAAAAAACUUGUAAAAAUCCUCUGCGUGAUUCACCACUUCUUUGAUUUGACCGUAAAAUAUUCACCUCACUGUCUUAUGACAAUUUAAUAUUAUUUCAUUUUAGUUAUAGAGCACAAAUUCACAGCAUAUGUCAUCUCAGGGUGCUUAGGAGUUUUAACCCUUCUGUUGUCAUUUACAGGCACCAAAAAAUAUCGUUUCCUUGUCUGGAAAAAAUCCCAAAAUUCUGCAAAAAAAAAUCCCCAGAUUUCUGAAAAUUUGCAAAACCUUCAGGAAGAAAAUUCCAAUAAUUCCUUAAAAGUUUCCCUUAAGUCUUAUUUUUAAAAAAUCCCCCAAAUUUGGCAAGGAAUUCUUGUAAAUAUUUUUCAAAAAAUGAAUAAAAAUCUUUCAAAAAAUUCCUAAAAAUAUCUAAAGUAUUACCAUAUAUAUCAGUAAAACUUUUAUCUUCUUUAAGAACAUUCACGUAAAAAUCAACCAAAAUCCAGCGAAACCGAAAGAAUCUUCUUAAAUGUCUUUGGUUUAUGCAAAAGUCUCAAAAACAAAGAUUCAGUUUACAGUCAAGUACGGCUAAACAUGGCACUUGAUUGGCACCAAUUAUUGGCAUUUCUGCUCCAAAAACGAUCAUUUAGUCCAUUAAACAUUAAAAAACGUGAAAGGAUGUUGAACUUAAGUACUGUCUUCAAAUGUUGGUUUUUUUGGACCAAAAGUCAUAAAAAUACCCCGACAGGUUCAGUUUAUGGCCAAAUGGGACCAAAAAUAGCAUCCAAUUGGUACAAAUUUUUGUCUUUUCUGCUCCAACAAUAACAGUUUAGUCCAUUAAACAUCAAAAAAAUGACGGCAAAUCUUAUAUUGUCAUAAAAUCCACAAAUAUUUUCUAUUUUUCACUGUAUUUGCUGAAAGCUUUCUCCGUUAACCCUCCUGUUGUCCUCAUUUACAGGCACCAAAAAUAUUGUUUCCUUGUCUGAAAAAAAAAUUCAGCAAAAAUAUUUCCCAAAUUUCUGAAAAUUUGCAAAACCUUCAGGAAGAAAAUUCCAAUAAUUCCUUAAAAGUUUUCCUUCAGAUUUAUUUUUAAAAGAUCCCCCAGAUUUGGCAAGAAAAUUCUUGUAAAAAUUUUCAAAAAAUGAGCAAAAAUCUUCCAAAAAAAUCCAAAAAAUAAGUGAUUCCAUAUAUAUUAGUGAAGCUUGUUUUCUUUAAGACCAUUCAGAAAAAAAUGAACCAAAAUCCAGUGAAAUUCGCUAGAUUUUUGUUGAAAUUUUUUUCCCUGAAUGUUCUUAACCCUUUGAUGCAUAACCUGGAUCAAAAGUGACCCAAAUCCAAUGGAAAAUGGGCAUCUCCUCAUGUGGUCUAUGCAUCAAAGGGUUAAAGAAACUUUUUUUACUUUUUUUUUUUUUUUAAACCAAAAACCAUUUCCCAAAAAUGUUAAAUGUGGAAGUUUUCACUGUGAAAAUACAUAUUUUUUUCUCACAUUUUCAAACUUUAAAAGGGGUCAGUUUGACCCACAGGACGACACGAGGGUUAAACCACAGACUGGUUGAUAAACUCAGAGCUUCUGUUUGAUGUUCUCAUUUCAGGAAGUGUUCUCGAUGACAUCACACAGGUUGUAGAGGACGCUGAGCUCUGAUUGGUGGGACACUGUAGUAUUUCCUGUAAGAAGCGUUUUCAGGCCUGAACUCUGCGUUUGUUUUGUCCAGACAGAUGUGGACGGUUUAAAUGUUCAUUUGUAAAUGACCCGAUGUGAAUGUUUAGGAGAAUCUCUGAUAUUUUUGCUAGCAGCGACGUUAACUAAUUAGGGAACACGAUGUUUUUCUAGUCCUCGACUCCCCGUCUGGUCUGAGACGCUCUGAAUUCGGGGGAUGGAGGAGAGUUUCUUUUUUUUGUUGUUUUUUUGCCAUAUUUUUUUCUGUGGCAACUGAAAAUGCUGCUUGUGUGACUUGAAUGUAGAGAAAAAAAAAGAAAUGUUGCUUUGUUGUUCUCCCCACGUAUUUAUCAGUUUAUAUAUAAAGCUGUAAAAGCUGUAAUAUCCUGUCUGUUUCACUAAAGGUCUGAGUCGGGGGUUUCACAAAGACUGUGUCCAGUAGGGGGCAGCGAACGCACCACGAGGUCAGUGAACUGCACAAACCCGACAGGUCUAGUCCGAUUUAUCAACCAGUCCAGAAAUAAUCAGAGAAAUCUGCCAGAAAACAGCUCAGAGAACAAAGAGAAUCACUUUAAAAUCAUAAACAUCCACAGUUUUAGAUGCAAUCUAAAUUUCCUAAUUAACAAUUACCAGCUAACUUUAACUCAAAUUUACUUUUUUAACCAAAAUUCUUCAUAAAGGUCAAUUCUUUGUCUCCUACAACCUCAAUUAUCAUUUUCACUCGAUUUAUCUGCCAAUGAUUUAUUUUUUCAUCUGUGAAAUGCCACAUAAAAAAAACUGCAAAACCAGUGCAAAGCAGGAUCUUUAAUGUUUAAUUUUGUCUUAAAAAAAUCUAAAAAUAUUCACUUUCAUGUCUCAAAGCGCUAAAUAUCAGAGACAAGAAGCUGGAACUGAAAAUACGUAGUUUUUUGCUUCUUAAAAACGUCAAUUUGAUCGUCCUAAACAUGUUAAACUGAAAAAACUGCCUGUUAUCUGGCAGAACAGCUUCUAGUAAUUGACUUUUUUAACCCAUUUUUUCUGCCAAUUAUCCAUUUGUUGUAUAUAAAAUGUCAGAAAACAGCAAAAACGGUGCAAAGCAGCAUCUUUAAUGUUUAAUUUUGUCUCAAGAUAAAAAUAUACUCGGUUUCAUGUCAUGAAGUGUGAAAUAUCGGGCGAGAAGCUGCAAACUGAAAAUAUUUUCAUUUCUUUGCUUUUAAAAAGACUAAAAUGACAAUUUGAUCAUCUUAAACAUGUUAGAAAACUGUAAAAACUUUCCAUUUUCUUAUCUGGCAUAACAACGGCUUCUAAUAAUUAGCGUUUUUACCUGAUUUAUCUGCUAAAUGUUAGGGUUUUUUGUCUAUAAAAUACCAGGAAAUAGUAAAAAAAAAAAAAAAAAAAGGCAAACGCUAAAGCACUGAUAAUUUAAAAAGCAUGUAUCUUUAAAGUCUUUGUCAAAAAAAGAUUUUAAAAUUUCUAGUUUUAAACUGGAAACUUGCUUUUAAUGACAAAAAUAUCGAUUAGUUGCACUAAAAUGUGUUUAUUAAUUCUGCUAAAGCUACAGUUUAUAUCUGGCUUUCAAUACAUUAUUAGAAAACCAUUUUAUUAUCCCACAAAAUAACAUUUUAUGAAAAAACGGCUUCAAUAAAUGAUGACUUUUGUUCAAUUUAUCUGCCAGUUAUUACUUUUUCGUCUAUAAAAUGCCAGAAAACAGCAAAAACGGUGCAAGACGGCGUCUUUAGUGUUCAAUUUUGUCUUAAAUCUAAAUUUAUUCAGUUUAUUUUCAUGUGCACCAAAGAAAAGCAACCAAUAACGGAGAAACUAGAAACAGAAAAUGGUCAAAAAUGAUCAAAAUAGUUCCUUAUCAAUUUCUGCUAAUUGCUGCAACUUUAAUUCUAAAAUAUUGUCAAUAUAUGGAUUACAUUCAAUCAAUACGUUUGUCCAAAAAACAGUCAGAAAAUAAUAAAAAUAAAUAAAAUGCAUCCUAAAGGUUUACAGUCCAAUGCGACAAAUUUGUCUAAAUUGCGAAAAUGUUCAGUUUACUCUUAUUUAUGACAAAUAAAAACAUCAAAUCUUUAAAAACUGAGAAACUGGAAACAAAAAAAUGAAAGCUAGAAAAUAACAAGCAGUAAGUCGAAGUAGGCGUCUUUAAAAUAAGUUUUUCUGUCUAAAACUUCCAGAAAUAUUCACUUUAAUUACUGCACAUUUUAAACAUAAAUUUUCACUUUUCGAUGAAUUUGAUGAAGCAUUUUGUCAAAAUCAUGCCAGAAAAUUAUUUUUAGAAAAACCUGUUCUAAUAUCCACAAUGAUGGGAUGUCUUUAGUGUCUUAUUUUAUGUACGAAAAAACAAAACAAGCAAAAAAUGAAUCAACUGAUUUUCACAUUUGAAGACCUAGAAAUAGAAAAUCUUCAUAAUUUCUGCUUUCAAAACAAUUAUCGUCAUUAAAUUAAGUUUUUCUGGUUAAAUUAUCACAUAAAAUGAUUUGUCAGAAAACUUUGACACACUAAGUGAUACAAAAACUAAAUCCAUUUCUGGGUUUCCUCGAACGUUUCCAAACAUCUGGCCUUGUCGGGUUUGUUCUGCAGGGAUCCGGUUUAUUUCUGACGUUUUACAAACUGACAAUCAGUCGUCCUGCACUUUGUUUAACUUUUCUUCAACCAAACGGCUUCGUGACGUUUUAGCUGCGACCUCCAGAGGAUUUAAGCCAUAGGAGCAGCUGGCCUUUGUGAAACCCCCUCAGUGCUGCCUAGAGGGAAGAGAUUUACCCCAGAGGGGGUAAGAGAGAGUCUGAGACGAACCGCCGGCCCCCAGAGGGAGUUCAAGAGGAGUGGGAGCUGAGACGCUAAAAUUUCCCACUGAUCCUGAACGCAGCAACAGAGCGGACGUCCAUUAAACCACAGCCGAGGCCCCGAGGGACCCGAGGUUCCGUCUGAGGGCCGGAGGUUCUGUCCGACAACGUGGGCCGCACCGAUAUUUAUUUGUUUUGUACAAACAGAGUUUAUUUUCAUUAAAACUGCUGAAGGAACUGUGA
Molecule: messenger RNA, 7966 nt
Organism: Amphiprion ocellaris (clown anemonefish)
Lineage: Eukaryota; Metazoa; Chordata; Actinopteri; Pomacentridae
Gene: cry2
Product: cryptochrome circadian regulator 2
Exons: 13
Coding region: 152-2128 (658 amino acids)
Biological process (GO): negative regulation of DNA-templated transcription; circadian regulation of gene expression; entrainment of circadian clock by photoperiod
Cellular component (GO): nucleus; cytoplasm
Molecular function (GO): DNA binding; FAD binding
Source: RefSeq, a predicted model, not a curated record